AAACCAACAUUUUCGCUGGUCUUUACAAACACCAAAGGGCUUGAAGAUGGCGGGUGCGAGCCCUAGUAGCGGUCCGGCUCUAAACUCCAGCUGUGCAUGUGCUUGAAGUGCUUUGCAACAACAUGGCCCUUGGACUUUCGCGCUGGGUGGACGACAACCUCGACCAGCUCUCGCGCCUUGAGAGCCAGCUGCAAGCCCUUGCUGCUCAAGCGUUUGUCCAUGUGAACGGUGUCGCUGCCGGGAGCUCGGCUCCUCACUACCGGGCUGUGCCGGAGUCUAUUCGUGAUGCCGUUCGCUCAGCUCUCGUUGCUGGCUCGUUCCCGGAGCUGCCUGGCGGGGCGAUAGGAGGAAAUGCUCCUGGGCUUCAAGCGUCUGACACGGCGCCAUCUUCAUUAGGCGAGCAUGCGACCGAUAGCAGCAAGGAGACGGAGGACAAACCGCUGGCGAAGCGGCGGAAGGUUCUCCAAGGGCAGCAUGCUGAUCGCAUGCCGUUUGCGCCAGCUGCGCGUAACGACGGUCUCGCACAUCUGUCUCUUGACGGCCUCAUGCAGCUGGCGUCUGGCCUCGUUACUGAGCAGCCGCGCAAGCUUGGAACUAUCUCGACGGGCUUACUAUCCCGCCAAGGCUGUGUCGGGGUGGCUGGGUGCGGUGGAGACAACAGCGGCAAGCAGCGCCGACUGCCGGGCCUGCAUGACGGGCCCAUCGGCCGCGUUGGCAGCACCUCUAGCGGCGGAGACGCUCGGCGGUCACCACCAGGUGCCGGGCGCAGCCUUAGUGGUGGUGGUGGUGCUGCAGGCAUGGGCGGCGGCAUCAGCACUUUGCUCAAGAGCCACCAGUCGCAGCCGCAUGAGCGGGGAGCGGCCGCAGCAGGCGGUGUCCCUCUCCCUCCAUUGGCAGUGCAGCGGGCCUGGACUGACCCUGCUCUGGGCUCUGCCGCGCCCCCGCCGCAAGCCCAGCAGGCAACGCCGCUGGAGGCGCACGCCGCACCAGCAGGCGCCGUGCCUCAACCUCCGGCCACGCAGCCGGGUCACGAGCGGGAUUGCAAGCUCCCUGAUGAUGGCAUGGACCAGGCCGGCAGACCGGCGAAUCGUGAUCCAGCGCGCGGCGGCGGCGCUGCCAACGCUGCCAAUGCAGGCGACGCAACUGGGAGGGCAGCGACGAAUGGCGGGGCUGGGGCCGCGCCUGAGGCCGGGGCUGCGGACGACACGGAUCGCGUCCUCUCGCAACAGCCGCAGCCACAGCAGGACGGCGAGGCGCUGCCGAAGAAGACUAGGCGCGCGCCGUUGUGGCUGCAGCAAAUGCUCCCGGCGCGCAGCCGGCCGGGCGCUGCGCCUGCGGCCGGCACCAAGCGGCCUGCUGCCGCUGCGGGCGGCAAGAAGCGGGCUGCAGGUGACGCAGCUGCUGGCGGCGCCGAUGCAGCUGCAGCGGGUCCGGUGUCCCGGCCCCCUGCUGACAGCACAGCUGCGCCGAUGCCGGCGGCGGUGCAGUCGGGUGCGGCUGGGGCGGCUGCGCCUUUGGAGUCAGCGCUGGCGGCGCCCACUGUUGAUAUCCUUGGCGGUGGCAGCACCACGGCGGCGGCAGCAGCGGCGGCGGCAGCGGCGCCAGUUGCUGGUGGCAUUCUGGAGCAGUCGCGUGGCUCGCCGCUGGCAUCUGGUGGCGUUGGGCUGGGUGUGCGCUCGGACGGCAGGGACAGCUGCCACACCUCUCCGUGCAGCAGCGGUGGCGCCGGCAGCAGUGGUGGCGAGGAGGGGCAGCGUCGCACCUUGACGGGCUCCGGCACGCUGACCAAGACGCAGCUGCGGCGCAAGCGGCAGCAGCCUCAGCAGCAGUCACCUCCGACGGAGCAGGAGCCGCCGCCGCACAUCCAACAGGAGCAGCCGCAGCCGGGGCCGCAGCAGUUGCCGGAGCCUCAGCCGCAAUCUCAGGCGGAGCGCGCCGCCACCGCGGUCGCCGCAGGUCCACCUCUUGCAGCCGUGCCGCCUGCGGCCGCGGCUGCACCGGCGGCUGCCACCCCGGCCUCGUCUGAUGAUGGCCUCGUUGAUGUACCGCUGGCCGCUCGCUUGGCCAAGCGGCAGAAGGGCGGGAUGGCGUCGCAUGCCGCCGCUGCCGGUACAAGCCCAGUUACGGCUGCCGCGGCGAUCGGUGAGGGGCCUACUGCUGCUUCUGCCGCGGGCGUUGCAGGGCCUGCUGUCAAGGCUGGGAGCAAGGCGGGCGGUAAAAAGCCCAAGGUGCCCAGGAGGGCCGAGGCGGCCACUGCAGCUCCAGCAGCAGCUAAGGCGGCGGAGGCGCCGGCGGCGGUAAUGACUGCCACCGAGAGUGCUACUGGGAUAGGGUCCGCCACUGCGGUCGCCCAGCCCACUGGACCGGCUCCGGAUCUGGCUCCGGCUCCGGCUCCAGACCUGGCUCCGGCUCCAGAUCUGGCUCCGGCUCCGGCUCCAGAUCUGGCCCCGGCAGCGGCUCCGGCUCCGGCUCCGGCAGCGGUCGAGCCCGCGCCAGGCCCAGCUUUGGGUGUGCUGCAGCCGGCACCCCAGGCUGCGCAGCCUGACGCGGACAGCACUCCGUCGGAGGCAGCGGUGCCAGCUUCAAAGCCCUGCGAAGUUGCCGAGCUGCACGCCGUGGGAUCCGAGGGCGCUGUGGCGGCCGUGCCUGGGCUUGCUGCAAUGCCAGACGCAGCUGCCGCUGAUGCUCCCAUGGCACCAGCUGCCGCGCCUUCACCGAUGGCUGGCCCGGAGCCGCAUGCGGCACCCGACUCCGCAGCUGCUGAUGCCUCAGCUUCGGCUGCAGCCGCUGCUGCUGCUGCUGCUGCCACGGCAGCUGCAAGCGCAGACGAGGAGCUCGAUGCAGGGGUUGCGGCUGCAGCGGAUGCGGCCGCUGACGUCGAAGCGGCCCUUGACGCCGCUGCUGGUUGGGACUUCCCGCCAGAGGAGCAGCCGCAGCAACCGCCGGCGCCUGCUGCCAAGCUGGAACGCAAGUUCAAGCCCUCAGCGCCGCUCCGGAACCGCCAACGCCUUGUGCAGCCGCAGCAGCCCGUGGAAGCCGCUCCUGUACCGGAGCCUGUGCCUGGUAGCGCGGGGCUAGCCGCAGCCGCCAACAACACGUGUGCUGUGGACGUCAGCCUACCGGUCCGAACUGGUUCGGCGGUACCCGCGGCGGUGGUGGUUGAGGUUGAAGCCGUGCAGGCGACGGCGGCGGUCGACGCGGCCACAGCCGCAAGCGCCAUGCCGGCUGGGCCUGCGCAACCGGCUGCCAACGCAUCGGCUGCCAACACUGCCGCCACGGCACCGGAGCCGCACAUGAGUGCUGUGGCACGUGGAGCGGCUGCUGACAGCACGGCCGCUGUUCGCCCCACCGGCUCCGGCUGCGACGGCGCAGGCGCAGCCGCAGCUGCGGCCGCGGCGCCGGCCGGAGGCGCGGCACGGCAGUCCAGCGGCGGUAGCCAGCCUCCCAAGCAUCCACAGCCGCACCACGCCGGGCCCGCCAGGACGUCGUCCUCGGCUCGUGCCGCGGCCGCCGCCCAUGAGAAUGAGGUGGCGGCGCUGCGCACGCAUGCCCAGCUGGCGGCAGCUGCUGAGUACCUGGCGGCGCACUUGGGCGAGGACGGCGCCGCAGCGGCGGCGGCAGAGGCGGCCGCCGCCGCGGCGGACCAGACGGAGGCGGCGGCGGCGGCGCGUAGCCGCGGCACCAGGCCGAGCAGCAGCGGCAGCGGCGGGCUGGCGGAUGCCGGCGCGCCCCGCAGCACUGCGCGCGUGCGAAGCACGGGCAGCGGCGGCGGCGGCACGCGGCCCGACGCGGCGGCGCGUCCCGCCGCCAGCGGCGGCAUAACUGGGCCUGUGGCCCAGGCUGCCGCCUCCCACAGAUCUUCUGGCGGCGGCGCUGCCGGCGCUGCUGCGGCGCCGCCGGCCGCGUCAGGUGCCUUCACGGCAUCUGGGUGUGCAGUGGGCGCGGCGGCAGCCGGCCCCGGGCUCUCGGCGGGCCCGGCCGGUGGCAGUGACUGCGCGGACUACGCGCCCGGCUGCGGCUUGCACCGCGCGCCUGUGGACACGGCGACCAGCCCCGCGCGGGCAUUCGGCGGUGUCGGCGUGCCCCCAAAGGCUGGCGCUGCUGCUGGUGCUGCUGGCACUACCUGCGAUGCCUCUCGCGGCGGCUCCCCGGACCCCGAGGGCGGAGCCGGGGGCAGCCGCGGCGGCGCGACGUCGGAAGGCGGCGGCAUCGGCGACGGCGAGGAGGCGGUGUCGGAGAUCGAGCGCGAGGAGUGGCGACGCCGCCGGGCUGAGAUAGAGCGCCAGCGUGCCGAGGCGGCACUGGAGCGCGAGGCGGCACGGCGCGCCCGCGCCGCCGCCGCCGCACCUGGCGGCUCUGGCAUGGGUGGCGCUGGCACCGCCGCUGGCAACCCCAACGCUGCCGCUGCUGUGGCGGCCGCCGCCGCAGCUGCGGUGGACGCGGAGCUGCAGCGGCGCAUCCGGGAGCGGCUUGCGGAGCACCACCAGGCGGCAGAGGCGGCGGCGGCGGAGGCGGAGGCCAAGGAGCAGCUGAGGAUCCGGGUGCGCCUGCAGCUGCAGGACCGGCACCGCAAGGCGCUGCAGGAGCGCAACCUGGGCAAGCUGCUGCGCGGCCUGGGCGCACUGCCCAAGACCGCUCCGCCACUGCGCACGGUGGAGCAGCGCAGCCGCGCGCUCAAGGCCGCGAAGAUCCGCUACCACCCGGACAAGGCCGCGGGCACGCUGGAGGCUCUUGUGUACGCGGAGGAGGUGUCGAAGCUACUGAACAGCUGCGAGUGGAACGGGCUGUAGCGGCUGGACGGCGGUGGGGCUCGUUGUGGACUGUCUUCAGAGGCAGCUCGUCCAGCUGUCAGGCACACCGGAAUGGGAUACCGGCAAUCCGGCCUGAUGUGCAUUGAGACGUUGCCUGGUUGGUGUACGCGUACGUUGUGUUGGUACCAUUACCGGUACUGGUCAGCAAGCACCACUUGCCUUGCCGGUGUGUACAUAUAGCUUCUUCUACAUCUGUCCGCUCGGGUUUGUUUGCGGGUUCUACGAUGCAAUCAUGGAGUCGCUGUGGGGCACGUAGCUCUGCCAUGAAGAGGCCCUUCAAACAGAACACAUGCUCUCUGAAUUUAACCCUCACUGUUCGAUCAACGGCAGCUGGAUUCACUGUUCGAUCAACGGCAGCUGGAUUUUGGUGGUUUUGGGGAUGGCUUUCAUGGCCCGUGUGUACGUUUCUGUAAACUUAGGGCCCCCCACCUGGGUGUUUGUACACGAGAUCUGCGUGGCAUCAGGUGGUCUUGCACUGCAUUGCUGGAAUGUGGACCCGUGGCCUGUGGCGUAUGCGGUGUGCUUGCGCGCUCGGAUUGGCCCCUCUUGUCGUCUUGCAUUCAUAUGCGGACAGACUUGUGGCUUUCGCUGCUGCUAUCCCAUCUGUGUAGAUAGAGCGGUGGCGCCUUAGGGCCAAGAGUAAUGAUGGAGCGGUGGGUGGCGGCAACUGCAAGGUGUCUCAAGCUGGGGCCGUGCGCAGUCUGUAUGCAUUGGUCAACCGGGCUUCACUUCGGCCAGGACCAUCGUCUGAAACUAGGCAAUCUGUUGAACCUCAAUUUGGGCUGAGGAACCUGCCAUGCUAUAACACACUACGUCUCCUGCAAACAAGGGUAAGAAAGGUGGAAUGUUGUGCAACUCGCCGGGUCAUGCCUGUCGACGCGCCUGAAUGCAGCUGAACUGUUGAACUCGCCUUCCGCCCUUUCCCGUGAGGGUGUGAGGCUGGUGGCACGCCACGGACGGGGGUGUCCUGAAACGCUGAGCUCGAGGGGGUCAGCCCAAAAAGCCAAUGCACACAGUGUCGGAAGAGGGUGUCGUAGCGCGAGUACGGCAUGAAAGUCAGGUGUUGCUGUCCCGCCGCUCAUGGCGAUGGCUCCUGUGACGAGCUGAUUCGGGAUGUCCAAGGAUAAUGGCUGA
Molecule: messenger RNA, 5945 nt
Organism: Chlamydomonas reinhardtii
Lineage: Eukaryota; Viridiplantae; Chlorophyta; Chlorophyceae; Chlamydomonadales; Chlamydomonadaceae
Exons: 6
Coding region: 123-4790 (1555 amino acids)
Source: RefSeq, a predicted model, not a curated record